Messenger RNA from Aedes albopictus (Asian tiger mosquito), 1517 nucleotides. Its product is annotated as lipase 1-like. Lineage: Eukaryota; Metazoa; Arthropoda; Insecta; Diptera; Culicidae. The coding region runs from base 189 to 1475 and encodes 428 amino acids. Gene Ontology annotation, molecular function: hydrolase activity, acting on ester bonds. The record is from RefSeq and is a predicted model, not a curated record. Gene Ontology annotation, biological process: lipid metabolic process. The transcript has 3 exons.
CUCGGCGCGCGAGGAGUAGGCGCUGACGACGGAGUCAGCCAGCCGGGGUACGAGCCUGAUGAACUUGAUCAAAUCUUGAACUUGGCUCAGUUCUGAUCAGAACGUUGCCUCGGCGGUUGUCAUUCCGACCGGUUGAUACGCGCGCGGUGUACUGACUUCCGGAUAUUGAGAAUUUUCAAAGUAGUUCGAUGGCUUUUAUUCGGUGCUGGUGGGUGCUAUUUUUGGCAGGUGCUCUAUUCGGCGGUUCUGCCUUAGGAUAUCCUGACGAAGAUGACUUCUUCAAAAAGGAAAACGAAAUCCAAUCGUUGCCGGACGACACUUGGUUUCAAAUUGAAGAUGUGGAUGGAGAUAUGACAGUUCCAGAGUUGAUCGAAAAGUAUGGUUACAAGGUGGAAGUCCAUUCGGCUACUACAGAAGACGGUUACAUGCUUACUUUGUUUCGGAUAAUGCCACGGCAACCAUCCCAAACCCAAAAGCUCCCCGUUUUCGUGAUGCACGGUCUACUUGGUAGUUCAGCAGAUUUCGUCAUUAGUGGUCCGAACAAUAGCCUCGCCUACUAUCUUGCGGACGAUGGCUACGAAGUGUGGUUGGGAAACGCCCGAGGAACGCGGUAUUCUAGGCGUCACCAGGACCUGCCGCUCCAUUCAGAGGAAUUCUGGGACUUCAGCUGGCAUGAAAUCGGUUACUACGAUCUCCCUGGUAUGAUCGAUUACGUGCUGAAUGUAACCGGAUUGAACAAACUCCAGUACAUCGGACAUUCGCAAGGUACCACCACGUACUUUGUGAUGUCCAGUGCACGUCCUGAGUACAACCAAAAGAUUGCCCUCAUGACGGCCCUCUCGCCAGCAGUUGUGCUCAAACGAAUACGGAGUCCCAUACUUCGGGUCCUUAUCGAUCUCUCGGACACUAUUAAGGAAGUUUUGGAUUCUCUAAGGGUGUUCGAGUUUUUGCCGUACAAUGACGAGAACCACAAAGUGAUGGAAUCCCUUUGUCCGAAAAACGCAAGGGAAACUGUCUGUGAAGAACUGCUGGGGCAGUUGACCGGUCCUCAUCCGGAGUCCUACUCGCCGAAACUCGCAACGGCCUACAUGGGUCACGCCCCCGCAGGUGCUUCCACCAGACAGUUGAUGCACUUCGUCCAGGUGGCCCGAUCGGGCCACUUCCGGCAGUACGACCACGGCCGGAAGGGAAAUCUCCACAUCUACAGCAACGGCAAACCCCCGGCCUACAAUCUCACAGCUUCGUCCGCACCGGUCCUGAUCUUCUACGGCCGCAACGACUGGAUGGUACACCCGAAGGACGUCCAAGAGUUCUACAAGAUGCUACCCCGCGUAGUUGCCGCCAACCUGGUGACGGACCGGAAGUUCAACCAUCUCGAUUUCAUACUGGCGAAAAACGCCCGCUCCGAUGUGUACGAUAAGAUGCGUCCGGUACUCGAACAGUACAACACAAUAAACAGCCCCCCAGUAGUGUAGUAAACAAGGUAACCGUGGGAAGCGACGACAGUUUUGUGGAAA